Messenger RNA from Vicia villosa (hairy vetch), 483 nucleotides. Its product is annotated as protein MAIN-LIKE 1-like. The transcript has 2 exons. The coding region runs from base 1 to 483 and encodes 160 amino acids. Gene Ontology annotation, biological process: meristem development; meristem maintenance. Lineage: Eukaryota; Viridiplantae; Streptophyta; Magnoliopsida; Fabales; Fabaceae. The record is from RefSeq and is a predicted model, not a curated record.
AUGCCUAUCAUGCAUCUAGGCGUAUAUGGGAUGAAGAGAUUUCAAGAUAGGGAUCCCCAGAGGCUCUACAACCACGGACGGAAGAUUGCGGGUCUUGCGCAGUCUGACGAGCCGUGGUUCCAGGAUAUACUAGCAGCUUCUGACCUGAGGGACCUCUGUCAAGUGGACUACAUGACGAUACAUAAUGGGAUGCUAAUGGCAUUUGCGGAGAGAUGGCAUCCAGAGACUUUCUCAUUUCAUCUUCCUCACGGCGAGAUUACCAUCACUCUAGAUGAUGUGGCAUGCCUCCUGCAUCUACUUAUCAAAGGUACCAUCCUUGGUCACAGUAAACUGACGAAGGAGGAAGCGAUGGAGAUGCUGAUUGCUGAGCUAGGAUGCGAUUCAGAUAACGCACUUGAGGAGGUGGAGAGGACCCGAGAGGCGCAUGUGAGGUUUCACACCUUGCAGAGGUUAUAUGACACAGAGCUUCUUGCGGCACAUUAG